Molecule: messenger RNA, 966 nt
Organism: Trichoderma aggressivum f. europaeum
Lineage: Eukaryota; Fungi; Ascomycota; Sordariomycetes; Hypocreales; Hypocreaceae
Exons: 2
Coding region: 1-966 (321 amino acids)
Source: RefSeq, a predicted model, not a curated record
AUGGAGACCACUCGAAUCGACAUCGCCACCAGAAAGAUGGUUUCCAGGUUUAUGUCGAUGCCUCCUGAACUGGAGAUUGGAGAUUUGGAGAUUCAAGAAUCAGAUCCCAGGUACACCGCUGCGAAAGAUAUACCAGCACCAAAGAUCGUGGACUUUACAGACGAGUAUCGAAGCUACUAUCCAGAAUUAACAGCACGCAGCCAAGGAGUCAUCACUGAGUCCAUUAAAACUAGCCAGCCGAUCACCUUUUACGACCUGGCGCAGAACAAAGGGAUCUCAAAUAAGCAACCGAAGGCUUCGCGCGAUCAGAAGGACAGCGGUGAAUCAGUUGUACCUGGCCAGAAAAAAAAAGCAACGCCUGCUCAGAAGGAAAACCCCAUCGUCAAGGCCGUACCAAGAAACAUUGGGGAUACAACAGAAAAGAAUGAUGAAGUCGGGGUCUCAACUAGCCAGCAACAAGGCAAUAUGCCUCCUCAAAAUAAGAAUGUCGUUAUGCCAGUCACAAUUCAUAGCCCACAGCAAGAUACCACACCUGCACAGGAGAAUGGCGAUGAGACAUCAGCCUCAAUCAUCCAGAACGAGAAUACCACAGCUGCGGAAACACAUUUUCUCCCAGAGACACCAGCGAAUACGGAGCCUGUGGCACCAGAGACAUGGAACAUUGACAAUGUUGUUGGUAUCUUGUCUCUACAGAGCAAGAAGAGACUAUGCUCCGCGCCCGAAAGUUCCCCAAAACGCGCCAAAUUUGAUGGCCAUGAAAUAUUGGAAAAGGUCAAUGAGCAAGCCGGAAUCAUCCAGCAAGCUAUGGACAAGUUACAGUGCAACCAGGAUAGCAAGCUUCAGGAAGUGCGCGAAGCUGUUGAACAGAAUAAGCAGGCUCUGGAAGACAUGCGAAGUGAACUACGUAAGUUCAUGUCGGUAGUCGCGUCGACGCUUCGAGAUAUCCAAGAGCGUCUAGAGGAGUGA